AUGCUGGCGUACCUCUUCCUCGCCGGCCUCGCCUACGUGGCGCUGCGGCUCUACCUCACGCCCCGCAAGAUCCUCAUCAACUGGGUCGCCAACUCGCACCUGUACUACUACUUCCACCUGCGCCAGGUGCGCCAGCGCCAUGCGACGCCGGGCUACAAGGGCACCUCGCAUGAAGCCGCCGCCUUCGAUGGCCACGCCGCCAUUGUCACGGCGCCCUUCCUCGACGACAACUACGCCUACUUGCUCAUCGACAAGGCGUCGGGCGACUGCGCGCUCGUCGAUCCCGCCGACCCGUACGCGCUGCUCGACGUCUGGCGUGAGGUCGUCCUGCGGUAUCGCAAUGAACACAACAUCACCCUGCGCCUCAAGUACAUUUUGACGACGCACAAGCACUUUGACCACGCGGGCGGCAACAAGAUCCUCGCGGCCGAGUUUCCCGACGUCGUCGUUGUCGGUGGCAUCCUCGACAACGUCCUCGGCGCGACCAAGCUCACGUGGCAUAAGGAUGCGCUCAUGCUUGGCAGCCUCCACAUCGAGACGCUGGCGCUGCCGUGCCAUACCAUCGGCCAUGUCGGGUAUUACGUCACGGCGCCGGGCAAGUCCAAGGACGGCUGUGUCUUCACCGGCGAUACAUUGUUUGUGGCCGGAACAGGACGCUUCUUUGAGGGCAACGGCGACCAGAUGUACCGGAACCUGCAUGUGGUGCUGGGUGGCCUUCCCAAGACGACCAAUGUCUAUGGCGGCCACGAGUACACGCUGGAGAACCUGGCGUUUGCUCUGUUUGUCGAGCCAGAGAACGAAGCUGUCCAGGCCAAGAUUGAGUGGGCAAUUGCGCAGCGCAAGAAGCGACUGCCGACGGUCCCGUCGACGCUCGCCGACGAGUGGGCAACAAACCCGUUCCUGCGCACCGACGUUCCCGCUGUCGCUCAGGCAAUUGCAACCCACCAUCAUGCCAAGCAUCCGAAGCACCCUGGCGAGCUCGUCCAAUGUCUGCGCGAACUGAAGGACGCGGACGUGCAUGUCAAGGAGAUGGCGGCGAUCGACGCACGCUUCUAA
Messenger RNA from Saprolegnia diclina VS20, 1056 nucleotides. RefSeq lists its product as hypothetical. Bases 1 to 1056 code for a protein of 351 amino acids. The record is from RefSeq and is a predicted model, not a curated record. NCBI's taxonomy places the organism in Eukaryota, Oomycota, Saprolegniomycetes, Saprolegniales, Saprolegniaceae. The transcript has 7 exons. Gene Ontology annotation, molecular function: hydroxyacylglutathione hydrolase activity.